AUGGCCAGGAGAGGUAAGAAGCCCGUAGUCCGGACGCUGGAGGACCUGACGCUGGACUCGGGGUAUGGUGGCGCGGCGGACUCGGUGCGCUCCUCCAACGUGUCCCUGUGCUGUUCCGACUCGCACCCGGCGUCCCCGUAUGGCGGGAGCGGCUGGCCGCCUCUAGCUGACUCCAUGCACAGCCGGCACGACAGCUUCGACACCGUCAACACUGCCCUGGUGGAGGACUCCGAAGGGCUGGACUGCGCGGGCCAGCACUGCUCGCGGCUGCUGCCGGACCUCGACGAGGUGCCCUGGACCCUCCAGGAGCUGGAGGCGCUGCUGCUGCGCUCGCGGGACCCCCGGGCGGGCCCGGCGGCCCCGGGAGGCGGCGGCGGCGGCGGCCUGCCCAGAGACGCGCUGGCCAAGCUGUCCAUGCUGGUGAGCCGGGCGCUCGUACGCAUCGCCAAGGAGGCGCAGCGCCUGAGCCUGCGCUUCGCCAAGUGCACCAAGUACGAGAUCCAGAGCGCCAUGGAGAUCGUGCUGUCCUGGAGCCUGGCGGCGCACUGCACGGCGGCCGCGCUGGCCGCGCUGUCCCUCUACAACAUGAGCAGCGCCGGCGGCGACCGCCUGGGCCGCGGCAAGUCCGCCCGCUGCGGCCUCACCUUCUCCGUGGGCCGCGUGUACCGCUGGAUGGUGGACAGCCGCGUGGCGCUGCGCAUCCACGAGCACGCCGCCAUCUACCUGACGGCCUGCAUGGAGAGCCUGUUCCGGGACAUCUACGCGCGGGUCGUGGCCUCCGGGCUGCCCCGGGGCGGCAGCGGCCCCGGCUCGGCCUCCAGCUCCGGCCCAGGCCCCGGCUCGGGCCCCAGCGCGGCCCCCGCGGCGGCGGAGAAGGAGCGGGAGGCGCCCGGAGGGGGCGCGGCGGGCGGCGGCGCCUGCAGCGCGGCCAGCAGCGCCAGCGGGAGCAGCAGCUGUUGCGCCCCUCCGGCCGCCGCCGCCGCCCCGGCCCCCGCGCCGCCCGCCGCGGCCAACCACCACCACCACCCCCACCUCCACGCGCUCCACGAGGCGCCCAGGUUCACCAUGGAGACGCUGGAGCACACGGUCAACAACGACUCGGAGAUCUGGGGGCUCCUGCAGCCGUACCAGCACCUCAUCUGCGGGAAGAACGCCAGCGGAGUGCUGUGCCUGCCGGACAGCCUGAAUCUGCACCGGGACCCGCAGCGCUCAAACAAGCAGGGGGACGUGCCCAUGUUCAGCCAGUCGGAGCUGAGGACCAUCGAGCAGUCCCUGCUGGCCACCCGCGUGGGCAGCAUCGCGGAGCUGAGCGACCUGGUGUCCCGAGCAAUGCAUCACCUGCAGCCCCUCCACGCCAAGCACCACGGCAACGGCACCCCCCUGCACCACAAGCAGGGGGCGCUCUACUGGGAGCCGGAGGCCCUGUACACCCUUUGCUACUUCAUGCACUGCCCGCAAAUGGAGUGGGAAAACCCCAACGUGGAGCCUUCCAAAGUCAACCUGCAGGUGGAAAGGCCGUUCCUCGUGCUGCCGCCGCUGAUGGAGUGGAUCCGGGUGGCCGUGGCGCACGCCGGCCACCGGCGCAGCUUCUCCAUGGACAGCGACGACGUCCGCCAGGCGGCCCGGCUGCUGCUGCCCGGCGUGGACUGCGAGCCGCGCCAGCUCAGGGCUGACGACUGCUUUUUUGCUUCUCGGAAGCUGGACGCAGUGGCCAUUGAAGCCAAGUUUAAGCAGGACCUGGGUUUCCGGAUGCUGAACUGCGGGCGGACGGAUCUGGUGAAGCAGGCCGUGUCCCUCCUGGGGCCCGAUGGGAUCAACACCAUGAGCGAACAGGGCAUGACCCCCCUGAUGUACGCCUGCGUCCGUGGGGACGAGGCGAUGGUGCAGAUGCUGCUGGAUGCCGGAGCUGACCUGAAUGUGGAGGUUGUCAGUACUCCUCAUAAAUAUCCGUCCGUCCACCCCGAGACCCGCCAUUGGACGGCUCUGACUUUUGCUGUGUUGCAUGGACAUAUUCCUGUAGUUCAGCUCCUUCUGGACGCCGGGGCCAAGGUCGAGGGCUCCGUGGAGCACGGCGAGGAGAACUACUCGGAGACGCCCCUGCAGCUCGCCGCCGCUGUGGGCAAUUUUGAGCUGGUUAGUUUGCUGUUGGAGCGAGGUGCGGACCCCUUGAUAGGAACCAUGCACAGGAACGGAAUUUCUACCACCCCGCAGGGGGACAUGAACUCUUUCAGCCAGGCCGCAGCCCACGGACACAGGAACGUGUUCCGCAAACUGCUCGCCCAGCCAGAGAAGGAGAAGAGCGAUAUCCUGUCCCUGGAAGAGAUUCUGGCCGAGGGGACAGACCUGGCGGAGACAGCCCCGCCCCCCCUGUGCGCCAGCCGCAACAGCAAGGCCAAACUGAGAGCCCUGAGGGAGGCCAUGUAUCACAGCGCUGAGCAUGGCUACGUGGAUGUCACAAUUGACAUCAGGAGUAUAGGUGUCCCGUGGACCCUGCACACGUGGCUGGAGUCCCUGCGCAUCGCCUUCCAGCAGCACCGCCGGCCGCUCAUCCAGGGGCUGCUGAAGGAGUUCAAGACCAUCCAGGAGGAGGAGUACACGGAGGAGCUGGUCACCCAGGGCCUGCCCCUCAUGUUCGAGAUCCUGAAAGCCAGCAAGAAUGAAGUGAUCAGCCAGCAGCUGUGUGUCAUCUUCACCCACUGCUACGGGCCCUACCCCAUCCCCAAGCUCACGGAGAUCAAGCGGAAGCAGACCUCGCGCCUGGAUCCUCACUUCCUCAACAACAAAGAAAUGUCCGAUGUCACCUUCCUGGUGGAAGGAAGGCCGUUCUAUGCUCACAGAGUGCUGCUAUUCACAGCCUCUCCGAGGUUCAAAGCGCUGCUCUCCAGCAAGCCCACCAAUGACAGCAGCUGCAUAGAGAUCGGCUAUGUGAAGUACCCCAUCUUCCAGCUGGUCAUGCAGUAUCUCUACUACGGAGGCCCGGAGUCGCUGCUCAUUAAGAACAACGAGAUCAUGGAGCUCCUGUCGGCGGCUAAGUUUUUCCAGCUGGAGGCUCUGCAGCGACACUGUGAGAUUAUCUGUGCCAAAGGCAUCAACACGGACAACUGCGUGGACAUCUACAACCACGCCAAGUUCCUUGGAGUCACCGAGCUCUCCGCCUACUGUGAAGGCUACUUUCUCAAAAACAUGGUGGUCCUCAUUGAGAACGAAGCCUUCAAGCAGCUCCUCUACGACAAGAACAGCGAAGGCGCAGGCCAGGACGUGCUCCAGGACUUACAGAGGACGUUGGCCAUCAGGAUUCAGUCCAUCCACUUGUCGUCUUCCAAAGGCUCCAUCGUGUGA
Molecule: messenger RNA, 3339 nt
Organism: Pipistrellus nathusii (Nathusius's pipistrelle)
Lineage: Eukaryota; Metazoa; Chordata; Mammalia; Chiroptera; Vespertilionidae
Source: the annotation of a GenBank genome assembly